Molecule: messenger RNA, 1911 nt
Organism: Penicillium griseofulvum
Lineage: Eukaryota; Fungi; Ascomycota; Eurotiomycetes; Eurotiales; Aspergillaceae
Product: Glycoside hydrolase, family 2, immunoglobulin-like beta-sandwich
Exons: 1
Coding region: 1-1911 (636 amino acids)
Biological process (GO): carbohydrate metabolic process; glucuronoside catabolic process
Molecular function (GO): beta-glucuronidase activity; carbohydrate binding
Source: RefSeq, a predicted model, not a curated record
AUGAAAUUCCUAAUAGGAUUGGCGUUGUUCUCCCUUGCACCUUCUUCGUUUGCUGUUCCGACAAGCAACAGUCCUCAAAGCAAUAGCUUAGCCCACGAAGAACAGCCGGUGAUCAAGCUGAAGCCCCAGCAAACUACCUCUCGUGACCUUGUGAACCUCGAUGGCCUGUGGAAAUUCACCCUCGCUUCUGGUGCAAACGACACAGCCCAACCAUGGAUGGCACCAUUUCCCAGAGAUGCUCUCGAAUGCCCAGUUCCCGCGUCUUACAACGAUAUCUUCGUCGAUCGCAAUAUCCACGACCAUGUCGGAUGGGUGUACUACCAGCGCGAUGUAUUGGUCCCAAAGGGCUGGUCCAACGACCGAUAUUUCGUGCGAGCCGAAUCCGCUACGCAUCACGGCCGUAUCUACAUAAAUGACCGCCUGCUAGCUGAACAUGUGGGCGGUUACACACCUUUUGAAGCAGAUAUCACCGAGUUUGUCACAGCUGGUGACAGGUUCCGCUUGACGAUUGGCGUCAACAAUGAGCUUACCCAUGAGACGAUCCCACCUGGCAAGAUCGUGGUGGGCGAGGCCACCGGCAGGAGAACCCAGACCUACCAACAUGACUUCUAUAACUAUGCUGGACUUGCUCGCUCUAUCUGGUUGUAUUCUGUGCCUCAUCAGCAUAUUCAAGACAUAACAGUUGUCACGGAUGUUGAUGGUGAAACUGGACUCAUCAACUACAAGGUCAAGGUGGCAGACACGGGGACUCUCAAAGUCAAGAUUUCUGUGGUUGACGAGGAUGGAGUCGUUGUUGCAAAUUCCUCCGGGGCUGAGGGUACCCUCAAAAUCAAGUCGGUCAAGUUGUGGCAACCUGGUGCCGCCUACCUUUACCAAUUGGAAGCGAGCAUUGUAGAUUCCCAUGGCAAGGUAGUCGACACCUAUAGCCUAGCCACCGGCGUGCGGACUGUCAAGGUCAUUGGGUCGAAGUUCCUUAUCAAUGACAAACCCUUCUACUUCACCGGAUUCGGAAAACAUGAAGACACAGCAGUCCGCGGCAAAGGACACGACCAAGCUUACAUGGUCCACGAUUUCCAACUGAUGAACUGGAUCGGGGCAAACUCUUUCCGAACCUCACACUACCCUUACGCCGAAGAAGUCAUGGAAUUUGCAGACCGACACGGAAUCGUCGUGAUCGACGAAACACCCGCCGUGGGUUUGAACAUUGCUUUGCUAGGUUUAUCCGCAGGCGAAGCCGUGAAAACCUUUGCCCCCGAUAGUAUCAACAACAACACCCAAGAGGCUCACAAGCAAGCCAUUCGUGAACUCAUCAACCGCGACAAGAACCAUGCCAGUGUUGUUAUGUGGUCAAUUGCCAAUGAGCCAGCCUCGAAUGAAGACGGGGCGCGCGCAUACUUCGAGCCUCUCGUCAAGUUGACUCGGGAGCUUGAUUCAACUCGUCCUAUCACAUUUGCCAAUGUCGGCCUGGCAACGUACCAGACAGAUCAGAUCUCGGACUUGUUUGAUGUCAGUUGUCUUAACCGGUAUUUCGGGUGGUAUUCUGAAACAGGGGACCUCGGUGAAGCAGAGGCGGCCCUAGAAAAGGAGCUGCGCGGCUGGGAAAAGAAAUUCAAUAGGCCUAUUAUCAUGACUGAGUAUGGCGCUGAUACUAUUUCCGGUCUGCACUCAACCUUGGGUCUGCCUUGGAGCGAGGAGUUUCAGACCCAAAUGCUUGACAUGUAUCAUCGGGUCUUCGACCGUGUUGAGUCGAUGGCAGGGGAGCAUGUUUGGAAUUUCGCUGACUUCCAGACCACUAUCGGUAUCCAGAGGGUGGAUGGUAAUAAGAAAGGUGUGUUUACCAGGGACCGAAAGCCGAAGAUGGCGGCACAUAGUUUGAAGGCGAGGUGGACAAAUCUCACCAGAACUGGGUAA